This is a messenger RNA of Trametes versicolor FP-101664 SS1, 1021 nucleotides long. RefSeq lists its product as uncharacterized. Lineage: Eukaryota; Fungi; Basidiomycota; Agaricomycetes; Polyporales; Polyporaceae. The record is from RefSeq and is a predicted model, not a curated record. The transcript is spliced from 5 exons. The coding region runs from base 34 to 963 and encodes 309 amino acids.
CCACAUCCACAUCACCUUCACUUCACGUACGCUAUGACCGACGCAAGCAACCCCGUUGAGCCCAAACCGCAGUCACGACCACUGGAUGAGAGUUUGUACUCGAUUGACGACCAGGCGCUCCAAUUUAUGCGAGAGCAGACGGGCAUACAGGACCCGGAGGAGCUCAGGAAGCAUAUCUUCGCCGCACAGGCUGAAGCGUAUGCGAUUCAUCCAUACAACUGCAUACGCAAAUUCGCGUUCGUUCAAUUGAAGCUUGGGCGGUUGCCAGCCUACGAGCAGCUCCUCGCACUCGGCAAGAACCGCAAGGGUGCCAUUUUCCUGGACAUCGGAUGCUGCUUCGGUAACGACAUCAGGAAGGCCGUGCAUGACGGGUACCCAAUCGAGAACAUUGUGGCGUCCGACUUGCACCCCGAGUUUUGGGAGGCGGGGCACCAUCUGUUCAAGAGCACUCCGGAGACGUUUCCUGUCCCAUUCGUUCCUGGAGACGCGUUCAACCCGGCGCACCUCGAUCCGGUACCUCCGUUCUACGCGCCGCCCGAUACCCCGCGACCGCAGCUCUCGACACUCACUUCCUUGAACCCUCUGCGCGGACACGUCUCCGCGAUCCACGCGUCCGCGUUCUUCCACCUCUUCGACGAGGAGCCGCAGUUCUACCUCGCGCGCGCGCUCGGCGGUCUCCUCUCCCCUGAGCCGGGGUCCAUGAUCCUCGGGGUGCACGGCGGGAGGCAGGAGAAGGGCUUCCGCACCGAGGUAGGGACGCACAGUACGCACCGCAAGACCCCUAUGUUCUGCCACAGCCCGGAGAGCUGGACGGAGCUGUGGAACGGGCAGGUCUUCAAGAAGGGGACGGUGAAAGUGGAGGCGUUUUUGCACGAGACGCCGCGGAAGGAUCUGGAGGGCGCGCCGGGUAUUGUGCCCGGUGCGAAGUUCUACAUCUUGGUGUGGUCUGUGACCAGGCUUUGAACUUGAGGGUCCCGUGUACGAUUAUGAAGCUGUCGCGAAUCCCAUGUUAAGUUACGCG